AUGCAUCGAAAUGCAAGAUACGGAGGGACCAAGCAACCUCGUAAAAUUUUAAAUGUUAGAUGUUCAAAAUAUGAAGCCGCUGAAGCAAUUCAUUCAAAUAAAAAGUAUUGGAAAAAUGUAUUUAACGCAAUAGACUAUGCUAACAAAGGACCAGUGCGUAAAUUUUUGGAUAUUAAAUUCUCGAUUGAGGAACAAGAAAUUCGAUUACUAUCGGAAGCUCUACCUACAGAACUGUUUAGAAAGGUUUGUAAUAUUUUAAAUAUGAAAGCAAGUACAAAAGACUCCGAUAGGAAAUCCAAAUUUGAAGAUACACGUAAACGUCGUUUAACUAAAACGCCCUUCCUGUCUAAACGACAAACUUUUGAUAUAGACAGGGAUUUAGAAUCGGAUACAGAUGUUGAAGUUAGUACAAGUGAAGACGAUGAAGAAAAUAAGAAAUUAAGGAUGUACCAGGAAUUCUUGCGGAAACCAAUUCGAGAGCAAAUAACAUGGGCUUCCCAUUAUCUUGAACCUGAAAAAGAGGACGAAAAAACGCUUGUUAAAAAAGCUGAUGAUUUAACAAAUAGAAUAGCACAAGAGUUUUGUGAUUAUAUGAAAGAGCUGGGUGGUGAUCAACAAUCACAUUUAUUUACCCCCGGAGCAAUAAAAGAACUUUUUCAGGUCGAGUUUGACACCCACGUAGCUCGAAGUCUUCAAGUGGUACCAAAAGAACUUCCUUCUGUUAAUGAAGGUAUUGCCAAAGUUACGGAUAAUCUCAAGAAAUCACACUAUGCUGCCCUUGACCGAGAAAUAUCGAAAGAUAUCAAAGCGGAGGGUCGGAAAGAUCGCGUGAGAUGUUUCGGAUGCACGUUGCCGAGACGGGAGCAGUGGCGAACCCCUCGUAAUGACACUAAGACCCAAUGGAGGUCAGCCCGACACGUCCCUAGAGAUCUUGUUACUUUGAAAACUGUUUGGGAAGGUAUCACUAACCUUAGGAGCGUAAAAGAAUAUUGUCGUUGGAUGAUUGAACACCCAGAAUACCGAAGAGCUCCAUAUUUAAACAGCCUCGGGAUGUUUGACCAUGGGGUGUUAGAUGCGAGACUGACAUUCGAAUUGCAGCAAGAUACCAUUCCCGUAUCGCACACAGAUAUCCCUGCACCGAUUGAACAUAUUCGAAAACGACUGUCUGAAUUGGCUGACUUGAACUAA
Messenger RNA from Zerene cesonia (dogface butterfly), 1188 nucleotides. RefSeq lists its product as uncharacterized. NCBI's taxonomy places the organism in Eukaryota, Metazoa, Arthropoda, Insecta, Lepidoptera, Pieridae. The coding region runs from base 1 to 1188 and encodes 395 amino acids. The record is from RefSeq and is a predicted model, not a curated record. The transcript has 8 exons.